UAGAUUUGGAGUUUGGAUACGCAAUCUAUACGCUUUGGGCAGGGUUUUGAACACCUUUAUGUACAGUAGUGCUUGGCUCUGCUCAGAGUGGCCUGACCCAAGCUGAGAAAUGGGCCACCAAGUCAAGCCAUGGUGGAGUGUUUCAGUAAUGAAGCCAUAUGCCCAUAUAGGAUCCGCAGGCUACAACGACGGUCCAGUCUUGUAGGUUUAAGAGUUUGACUCCUUUAUUUACAGACAGUUGUAAAAGUCAUGAUCUUCCCUCAGGCUUAGCCCAAACCUGAGGAUAUUCGUACCCCAAAAAAUCCAGAUGACUUGGAAAGGCUGGAACCGACCAUGCAAGGGACAAUGAUUGUGAAACAAAGUGGAUGAUUUCAAUUCUAUCAACAAUUCAAAAAAAAGAAGCCUUACCAUAAUCCAUAAAACAUAAAAGUUAAAUUCCUAUUUCUAGUAUGUCCCACGAAAUUUAACAAAGGAUAAUCCCACCAAAAAACGAAAAAUCCGAAGAUGGCACUCCUCUCAUUUCCUCAGCCUUCUUUUUCUUAUCGUUGUUCUUCCAUUUCAUUCUCUUCCUGGCACCAAUCCUCCGUGGUCGUCACCACCGCUCACCCGUUCCGUUUCCUAGCAGUCGCAGCCGCCACCACAACUCACCGUCAGCAACAGUCCACUCCUAUUGACAAGUCUUCGCUCAUCGUUGCUGAAACAGCGUCGGAAGACCAGCUUUGGGCAGCUGCUUGUCUCCGUGUUCGUUCCUUUUAUAACUUCCAAGACUCCUCCUAUGGCAUCCAAGAUCAUAAAAGGUACCUGGCGGAACGCGAAUUCGAAGCACUAAAGGAAAGAAUUGCUGGGAAGAGGGAGGGCUUUAAAAGAGUCUCUUGCAUAAAUGCUACGCUUCCAUUGUCACAGUUGUCAAGCUCUGCAGAUGAUUUAUGUGCUGCAUGUAAGUUUGCUGACAAUGGAGAGGAUAGAGUAGUAGUUGGAUCCCUUGAUCUUAACCAAUGUCUUUGGCUUCCAGAAGAAAUAGCUGGAACAAAACCAGAGGGGAUUGAGGCUGAUUUUGCAAGAGCAUACUUGAGCAACGUAUGUGUUGCAAGGGAACUGCACAGAAAUGGCCUAGGUUAUGAAAUUGUCUCAAAGUCAAAGAGAGUUGCUGAAAAAUGGGGCAUAACUGAUCUAUACGUCCAUGUUACCGUUGACAAUGAGCCUGCAAAGAAUUUGUACAUGAAAAGUGGUUUCAUUCACGAAAACGAUGAGCCUGCUUGGCAAGCUAGAUUUCUAGAUCGGCCACGAAGGAUUCUAUUAUGGAUUGGUCUUCCUUGCAGUAAUGAGUUGUGAACUUGUAAUAUUACGGCAUUAAUUCCAUUUUGCUUCUUGUACUUCAUUAUAAGUUUUGAUUCCAAUACAUGUUUAUAUCAUUGGAAAACUUGCCCAUUUCAAAAUGUAAUAUAAGCUUCCUGUGUAUUACCAGGUAGAAAAUUUUAUGCAUUCCAUGAAAGGAAACAGAAAAAUAAAAUUGUAAAGCGCAUAUCCCAUUCCUUAGACUUGGCUGUGUAGGUUAAAGUUUGCGCGCAUCUUAUUGUAUAUUGGGAAAUUAAAAGAAAAAAAAAAAAACACAACGAAGCUCACUGCCUUUGUGAUAAAAUGUGCUGCUUUUGCUGAACUGUUGACCAAGCCACUAAGAAACGACUCAAUAAUGGUGAUUCCCACAAAUUGACCGUGAUACAAAGUCACAGCCUUACUCCUGUAAGCAUAAGAAUAGCCAAACAUUUCAGCGAAAAAGUUUCGUACGAAUAAUUUAUUAAUAGUUUCCACAAUUUACAGAUAUAAUUUCGAUGUGUUUACAUAUCUCGACUGGCAUAACAGAUGAAAGACAAGUUUCCAUCUUUGCAGAUUAUAUUUCUUGUCGCAACAUGCACACUAUUGGAUUACCAUUGAGAAGCCAUUUUUGAGUAGAAGCGUCAAACUUGGAAGUUGUUUAGGUUUCAGUCAGCUCCAAUUGCUAAACGGGGUGCAGCGUGGCGAAAAUAAUCCACAUCAUGUUGCCACACGAGGGUCUAAUGCAGUUGAGGCUCCAGCCAAAUUGCACUGGAGCCCCUCCCAAGCAACAAACGGGCUCUAAGCUAAUCUCGUUUGAGUUUGCCAGCAAUGUUACUGCUAGCAGCCAUGAAAGGAGAAGA
This is a messenger RNA of Durio zibethinus, 2174 nucleotides long. RefSeq names its product Acyl-CoA N-acyltransferases (NAT) superfamily protein. Lineage: Eukaryota; Viridiplantae; Streptophyta; Magnoliopsida; Malvales; Malvaceae. The record is from RefSeq and is a predicted model, not a curated record. Gene Ontology annotation, cellular component: chloroplast. Gene Ontology annotation, molecular function: acyltransferase activity, transferring groups other than amino-acyl groups.